Molecule: messenger RNA, 3413 nt
Organism: Salarias fasciatus (jewelled blenny)
Lineage: Eukaryota; Metazoa; Chordata; Actinopteri; Blenniiformes; Blenniidae
Product: U3 small nucleolar RNA-associated protein 14 homolog A
Exons: 1
Coding region: 136-2439 (767 amino acids)
Biological process (GO): rRNA processing
Cellular component (GO): small-subunit processome; nucleolus
Source: RefSeq, a predicted model, not a curated record
ACGUGUGCUGUCCGCUCUGAGAAACUCUCUGAUCAGAUCCAGCCUCGGUUGUUUUUAAUCCUCCGGUUCAGAUCCAGGCCCCGGUUCAGAUCCGGGCUCGGUUCGGAGUCAAACCCCGGCGGACUUUUCCUCAUUAUGGCCAAAGUUUCCAACAAAAAGCGCUCCGGGAGGAGGAAGCGCAGCGCCGCGGAGCAGAAGAAGCAGGAGGCGCCCGAGGAGGAGCAGGAGGUGUCCGAGGAGGAGCAGGAGCUGCCCGGAGCGGAUGAAGAGGUGACCAGUGAGGAGGAGGAGGAGGACGGCCAGGAUGAACGCAGACACCAGAAGCUGCUGGAGGCCAUCAGCGCCCUCGGGGGAAAGAGGAAGAAGACCCUGGGAGAGCGGUCCGAGGCGGCCACGCAGAUGUCAGAGUUCACCGUCAACAGCAAGGGAGAAGGCGACAGGAUCGACCUGUCGGAGCUGAUCGACACCGCGCAGAAGACCCCCGCGGUCCCCAACAAGACCAGGAAACAGCUGAAGAGCCUGAAGAAGCUCAAGAAGACCAUCGAGUGUCCGCUCAGUAAGCAGGAGAGCGAGAGGAUCCAGCGGGACCUGGCCUUCCAGAAGGCCGCCUCAGAGGUCAGCCGCUGGAACAGCAUCGUGGUCCAGAACCAGAGAGCCGAGCAGCUGCGCUUCCCCCUGGACCGGGAGCGCUCCGGACCCAAGCCCAUGGAGAGGGUGGUGACGGGCUGGAAAGCGCAGACCCCACUGGAGAAGGAAAUCUUCGCCCUGCUGUCGGCGAACAUGCAGCCCAUCCACGACCCCGUGCUGACCCCGGAGGAGGAGCUGUCCCUGAAGGCCAUGAGCCUGGAGGACGCCAAGAUCCGCCGCGCCGAGCUCCAGAAGGCCCGCGCCCUGCAGUCCUACUACGAGGCCAAGGCCCGCCGCGAGAGGAAGAUCAAGAGCAAGAAGUACCACCGCGUGCAGAACAAGGCCAAGCGCAAAGAGUUCCUCAAGCGGUUCGACGACAUGGCGAAGACCGACCCGGCCGCCGCGCUGGAGGAGCUCAACAAGAUGGAGCUGGUCCGGAUGCAGGAGCGGAUGUCGCUGAAGCACCAGAACAGCGGCAAGUGGGCCAAGUCCAAGGCCGUGAUGGCCAAGUACGACGAGGGCGCCCGCAAGGCCAUGCAGCAGCAGCUGGAGGUCAACAAAGACCUGACCCAGAAGCUGGUGACCUCGCUGAACCAGGACGAAGAGGAGGAGGAGGAGCAGCAGGAGGAGGAAGCAGAGCUGCUGCCAGAGUGUGUGAAUGAUGCAGAGAAAGGAGGGGAGCCAUCCAAUCCAUGGAUGAGAGGGAAGCUGUCUGAAGACCCUGCAGAGGGGCCGGCGGCUGAUCCUGAGGGCGCUGCGGCGCCGCAGGCCAGGGCCGCAGUGGAGGAAGAGGAGGAGGAGGAGGAAGAGGAGGGGGAGGAGGAAAAACUGCUGAGAGAGUUCGACAGGAGGAGAAAGCAGCGUCAGUCUGAAGAAGCCGAAACCCCAGCAGUCAUUUCUUUGGUUGAUGAUGAUGAAGAUGAUGAUGAUGAUGAAGGUGAUGGCGAAGAAGAGAAGCUGUCAGAGUUCACGAACAUCUUCCGAGGAAUCGUAGAAAGCCGCCAAGAGGCCGCCAGCAUAACCGACGACUCGGCUCAGUUAGAAGGAAGUCUCCAGAGGAUCCGGACCCUGCAGGACGUGGAGCUCCUCGCCGAGGACGUCUCGGCCGCCGAGCCGCCGCCAGCCGAGCCUCAGCAGCCCCCCGACGGCCCCCCCGCUGCUGCUCCACCCGCCGAGGGCAAGAGCAGGAAGAGAAAGAAGGGCAUCGAGCUCAAAGAGGUCCUCACCAAGGAAGCAAAGGUCAUCCGGGUGCCGCUGGCCCCCACCGUGGCCGGGGACGCCGAGGGCGGCGAGGAGACGCUGGACCAGCGGGGGCUCAUCAAGGAGGCGUUCGCCGGCGACGACGUCGUCUCCGACUUCCUGAAGGACAAGAGGAGGCAGGAGGACGCCGGCAAGCCCAAACACGUGGACCUGACGCUGCCCGGGUGGGGGGAGUGGGGCGGCACGGGCCUCAAGCCCUCUCGCCGGAAACGCAAGAGGUUCAGGAUCAGAGCGGCGCCGGCGCCGCCCAGGAAGGACGAGCGUCUGCCCGCCGUCAUCAUCUCGGAGAAGAGGAACAGCUCGCUCACCCUCCACCAGGUCAACUCGCUGCCCUUCCCCUUCCAGACUCACACGCAGUUCGAGAGCACGGUGCGCGCGCCCGUGGGACGCACCUGGAACACGGAGCGCACCGUCAAGACCAUGACCAAGCCCAGAGUGGUGACCCAGCUGGGCGCCAUCAUCCCGCCCAUGGACCGCGAGCAGCUGAUGAAGCAGGAGCAGAGCAAGGCGGGCGCCGGGACGGCGAAACCUCAGAGACACACAAAGGCUUAAACACACCGCGUCACAACACCGGGCUUCAUGUUUUAGAGAAAGAAGUCAUCAGUGCAGCUCUGGAGCUUCUUCCUUAGCAGCACUGUGUGAGGAGUUAACGUGUUUACAUGUGAGGUGUGUCAGAGCAGGUUCAGUCGUGGAAAUCAAACCGCUGACGGCACCGUGUGUCCAGCAGGAAAUAGAUUUAACAACAUUCUCUUUCAGACAUGACCUAUCAACAAGUGGUCACUUUGUAACUUUUGUAUUUCUUCCUGUUUGCUUCAUCCUGAAGUUUCAAGUGAAAACAUGUUAACCUGCACAGUGAAAUUCUUUGCUGUCCACUGAGAAUGUCAUUAAAAUUAAGAUGGUUAUAAGAAAAAGUAAAAUAACAGUACUGUUUCAAAAUCUCUGUGGGUGUGUAAUCAAAUGCUAGUGCAGAUUAAGUAAGGAAGGGUUAAUGUACGAAUGAAGCAGGAGUAUUCAGAGCAGCAUUGUUUGUGAUCAAAACAUUACACCUUUCGGCUGAAUGUGAAGAAUAAGAACUGCUGCUUGUUUUGUGAAAUUGAAAGUGGUGAACAAACCUUUUGACAGAAAAGUCCUGAAAGUCUCCAAACAGAUGCUAAAUGUCCAGGAAGUUAAAUUUUGCUGACUUUUGUGCAAAUAAUCCAAUAUACAGUUAAAGGGUGGUGCUCAAUAACAUGUAAUCAGAAAUGACUUGUUCAGAGUUUUCAAGCUAGAAAUGGGGAAAUAUUUGAUCUUCAUCACAUGUAAAUACUCCAGAGGGUUGUUUUACACUGACUUCAUGUGUUGGGAUGUUCUGGGAUCACUGCACUGGGGUAUGUUUUAAUGGUAAAGAAGAGAUGAGAGCAUGGCUGUCCUGAAAGUCCCAGAGUCUUCAUCACUGCGGCAGACUGCUGCCAUCUACAGGAGAUUGGGGUGAACUGCUUUACCACUGAGAAAGGUUUGGAGAAUAAAAGUGCGAUUUGCUAUUUCCA